AGAUGUUGAAGAAAGACGAAACCAGGAGCCGUCAUUUGUAUUUGUCGUCAUCAUCAGUAUCAGUAAUAUAUAAGUGUCAGCUUGAACCCUGUUGUGGCUAGCCAGCCUUCUCCUCUCCCCCUCUCUCUCUCUGACACUUACUAGGGCAUUUUCUCUGAAAAUCACUGAUGGAAAGUGAGAACCCUGCCGCAGAUCAGCUUCCAGAGGCAGAAUCGUUGCCAGAUGGUUUCAGCUCAACCACUGACCCGCUGCCACCCCAACCACACCACAAGGAGGAAAACAUAAUUCAUCCCCAGCCUACCAACUGUGAAAAAUCACAUCCCAAGUAUAUGGAGGACUCUGGAGGAGACCCGAGCCAAAAUAUUUCAGCUGUCAAGGAGAUAUCAUUACCAGAGAGUGUUGAAAACAAAAAAGUAGAUGCCUCUGAAACCAAACGGAAGAUGGUAAAACGUACCUUUAAGUCUGAAAAAGAGUUUUUGGAAUUCACUUUGAAGUAUCAGCAGGUUCUUGCAGAAAGAGAUUCAGCUAUUGCUGUUCGGGAUAAACUGGAGUCAUUGUGCCGUGAGUUGCAGCGCCAAAACAAAGUAUUAAUGGAAGAAUGCAAACGGGUGUCAUCCGAGGGUCAAAAUCUGAGGCUGGAUCUUUCGAACAAGUUUCAAGAUGCGAUUAAGGACGUAAGCAGCAAGCUGGAAGAACAAAAAGAUGAAUGUCUAUUGCAGUUGAAGGAGAAUGAGAUGUUAAAGAGCAAGUUGAAGCAACUUGCAGAUCAGUAUACUCUCUCUGAAAAUCAAUUUGCAAACAAGAUGAAGCAAAAGAGUCUUGAACUUCAGCUUGCUGAUUUGAAAAUUAAGCAACACGAGGAGAAAUCACAGCAGGAACAGUCCCAGAUGAAAAUUUAUGCUGACCAAGUGUCGCAAUUACUGGCAACAGAGAAGAACUUACGGUUGCAAUUGACUGCCGAUGGAGAAAAGUUCCAGCAGUUCCAGGAAGCUUUGCUGAAGAGCAAUGAGGUUUUUGAAACGUUUAAGCAAGAUAUUGAGAAGAUGGCAAAAUCAUUAAAAGAACUCAAGAAGGAGAAUGCUUUCUUGAAGGGCAAAUGUGACAAGUCAGAUGUUACUCUUAUAGAACUUGCUGAGGAGAUUGUCCACCAUAUACAAGCUGAGACAAUCCUCUAUCUAUCUUUGUCGGCAAUUCCUGUUCCUGCCUCCUCCCAGCUAAAAAGAACCUCACUUAUCUUCGCGGGCAUUGUCCAUGCUACGACUCUAAGCGUGAAUUCUUGAAGAAACAGUUGGAGAAAACAAGGAACCAGAAAGAGAAGCUUGAAGCAUUGUGUAGAUUGCUUCAAGCAGAAAGGAAAGCACAAUCAUUAGCUUCCAGCAACUCAAAUUCAGUUAAAGCUUGAAAAUUUCUGUAUAUUAAAUCAUACUAUGAAUGUUUUGGCUGCACAUAUUGAAUCAAGAAACAAUCUGUCUGAUUUACUCUUUUGUUCUAUUCUUGCUACUAUUUCUAUUUUUGUUGCAGGGAAGGAAACAUUUUCAAUUUGUUACCACUAACCUGGUACCAAGUGACAAUAGAUUACCUAGAACCAUCUUGUAGGGGAGAAUGUUGUUUUCCUUGAUUUACCAAGCGUAUGUUGAAUGAAUCUGUUUAAUCUCUCUGCUCAUUUCUUUUAA
Messenger RNA from Solanum lycopersicum (tomato), 1673 nucleotides. RefSeq lists its product as uncharacterized. Gene Ontology annotation, molecular function: syntaxin binding. NCBI's taxonomy places the organism in Eukaryota, Viridiplantae, Streptophyta, Magnoliopsida, Solanales, Solanaceae. The record is from RefSeq and is a predicted model, not a curated record.